AUGGCUCUAGGGGCGCCAAGUGCACCUGAGCUCACUCUCUUUACCGAGGAGUGCACAGCAGAUGCGAAUUUCGCCUGUGCGGACAUUUCAAGGAUGAGGUUGCCUCGGCUCUUAUCACCAACUUUGCACGAGCAGCAGGAGCCUCUGAACAUCCAGCUUGCUUCAAAAAUGCUGGGAUCAGAGAUCAAAACUUGUCCGUCUGUAGGCAUCGCAACACUUUAUACACCCGAUUACGUCGAGGUUGUGAUUUUCACAAAUCAAAUGCUGUUCACCCCGUAG
Plasmopara halstedii is the source of this 279-nucleotide messenger RNA. RefSeq lists its product as uncharacterized. The record is from RefSeq and is a predicted model, not a curated record. The transcript has 2 exons. The coding region runs from base 1 to 279 and encodes 92 amino acids. NCBI's taxonomy places the organism in Eukaryota, Oomycota, Peronosporomycetes, Peronosporales, Peronosporaceae.